AUGGAUUCAACCAAUUAUAGGAUGAACAAAAAUAGGAAGAAAUCAGACAAUUUUGUGGACGGAGUUCGAGAGCAUGGGCCUAAGUUCUCUGAAAUUGUGAAGGGAAAGUUGAGCUUGGGGGCUAGGAUUCUUCAACUUGGGGGAGUGAAGAGAGUUUUCGACCAAAUUUUUGGUGUUAGAGAAGGAGAGAAACUAUUGAAGGCUUCCCAAUGCUAUUUAUGGACAACAGCAGGCCCUAUAGCAGGCCUCCUCUUUAUCUCUACUCAAAGGGUUGCCUUUUUCAGUGAAAGAUCAAUCAAAUUUUCUUGUCCAAAUGGUGAAUUGGUUAGAAUCUAUUACAAGGUCUCUAUCCCACUAAGAAAGAUAAAAAGAGCCAACCAAAGCGAGAAUAAAGCUUUCAGCUAUCUUCGAGAGGCAAUCUCUCAAGUGCAGAAUCCACUCCAGAACUGA
This is a messenger RNA of Vitis vinifera (wine grape), 450 nucleotides long. RefSeq names its product GEM-like protein 4. Bases 1 to 450 code for a protein of 149 amino acids. NCBI's taxonomy places the organism in Eukaryota, Viridiplantae, Streptophyta, Magnoliopsida, Vitales, Vitaceae. The transcript is spliced from 4 exons. The record is from RefSeq and is a predicted model, not a curated record.